This is a messenger RNA of Ceratitis capitata (Mediterranean fruit fly), 1088 nucleotides long. RefSeq names its product 23 kDa integral membrane protein. Lineage: Eukaryota; Metazoa; Arthropoda; Insecta; Diptera; Tephritidae. Gene Ontology annotation, cellular component: membrane. The transcript is spliced from 4 exons. Bases 249 to 935 code for a protein of 228 amino acids. The record is from RefSeq and is a predicted model, not a curated record.
GCGUAAGCGCUGUAGUGGCUGGAGCAAUUGACGUUUAAAAGAACUCAACAGCGGCAUUUGUGCGAUUAAUUCGAAACGAGAUCUCGACGCGUGCAAACAUUUGCACUGAAUGUAAACGGUGCAGCGCGAAACGAUAUUGUGAAAUUGAAGAGUUAAACAAAGAAAUUAAAUAAAAUUCAAUUUUUUAUUGUUUUGUAUAUUUUUUUUUUUAAAGUGCAACCAAAAUAGUAUAACAAAUAUUUUGCAAAAUGAAUUGCCUGGAAUCGAUUGUUAAAUAUUUAAUCUAUAUUGCCAAUAUAAUAUUUUUGGUAUGUGGCAUACUCAUCAUUGUCCUGGGUUCGCUAAUGAUUGGCAAUAUUGGCGAUUUCUCAUCGUUUGAAGACGCCAUCAAUAUCAAUACAUUGCCUAUUAUAAUUAUUAUUUUGGGUUGUAUAAUAUUUGUCAUUUCCUUCUUUGGCUGUUGCGGUGCGAUACGCGAGAAUUCUUGUUGCAUGACAAUGUAUGCCGUCUUCAUGUUCAUCUUGUUCUGUCUACAAGUUGCUUUAGUGGUUUGGGUAUUCGUUCAACGCGCUGAAUUUUUGAAAGCCAUGAGCGAUCUGGUCGAUACAGCUUGGAAGGAGAAUAACACGGCCAAUGGUCAUCCAAUGAAUGCUUUACAAAUAGGCUUCAAGUGUUGCGGCAAAACAGAUUAUAGGGAUUACACAAGCGCGGGUGUUGCUGUGCCUGUUUCAUGUUGCGGCUCGCUCGAUGCCACAUCGUGCCCUGCGAGUAUUUACGAAACGAAGCCUGGUUGCAAGACGGAGUUCGUCGACUUCUGGGCAACGAAUACGAAUAUUAUCCGUUAUGCUGGUAUAGCUGUGGCCGCGAUUGAAUUGGCGGUAUUCACGAUAGCUUGUUGUCUGGCGAGUAGUAUGCGUAAUUCUCGCCGAAACUAAGAAGUGUGGAAUUCAUAUGCGUUAUACAUACAUAUAAAUAGUUUUGUAAAUAUUUUUAUAUGCAAAAAAAAAAAAAAGAAAUUGCCGAAGAAUGUAUUAACAAAUGUACAAGAAAUUAUACAAUUUAAGUAAAAAUAAUUAGUUACUUUAUAA